UUCAUCAGACUAAGUAAAAUAUUUUGCUUGUUUUUUGGUGGUUUUUGGGGUACAUGAUGAGGUUACUCGGUUGCUGCUUGAAUUUACUUGCCUUGUGCGCUGUGGGUCAUGCGUUGAGCUUCACUGUAACUUCGCGCAUUUACAUGGAUGUGAAGCAGAAGAAGCAGUCGCUGGGCCGGAUUACAUUUGGUCUCUUUGGGCAGCUGGCGCCCAAGGCGGUGGCCAAUUUUCGACACAUCUGCCUGCGCGGCAUCAAUGGCAGCAGCUAUGUGGGCGCCACGUUUCAUCGGAUCGUGGAUCGCUUUCUGGUACAGGGCGGCGAUAUAAUCAGUGGCGAUGGCACUGGCUCCAUCAGCAUCUAUGGCGACUACUUUGAGGACGAGGACAAGGGGUUGAGCAUUGAGCACAAUCGACCCGGCUACCUGGGCAUGGCCAAUCGGGGACCCAACACGAAUGGCUGCCAGUUCUAUGUGACCACGGUGGGUGCGAAGUGGCUGGAUGGCAAGCACACGGUCUUUGGCAAAGUCUUGGAUGGCAUGGAUACCAUAUAUGCCAUAGAAGACGUGAAAACCGAUACGGAUGAUUUUCCCAUCGAUCCGGUGGUCAUAACCAACUGUGGAGAGCUGCCUACGGAGCAAUUUGAAUUCUAUCCGGACGACUUCAAUAUACUCGGCUGGAUCAAGGCGGCGGGCUUGCCCGUCACCAGCUCGUUUCUAGUGCUACUCAUAUUCCACUACUUUUUCCGUCAACUCAACAUGUAUUGCUAACGACCUGUGUGGCAAUUUUUUAUUCACUUAAUACUCAACUAGUUGCACAUUGUCUGUUUAUCGAUUACAAUAAAGCGAUAAAAAAAU
Messenger RNA from Drosophila hydei, 854 nucleotides. RefSeq names its product peptidyl-prolyl cis-trans isomerase, rhodopsin-specific isozyme (gene ninaA). Lineage: Eukaryota; Metazoa; Arthropoda; Insecta; Diptera; Drosophilidae. Gene Ontology annotation, molecular function: peptidyl-prolyl cis-trans isomerase activity. The coding region runs from base 54 to 767 and encodes 237 amino acids. The transcript is spliced from 2 exons. Gene Ontology annotation, cellular component: intracellular membrane-bounded organelle. Gene Ontology annotation, biological process: protein folding; protein peptidyl-prolyl isomerization. The record is from RefSeq and is a predicted model, not a curated record.